AUGCCGAGUGCGCCAUAUUGGGGCGAUCUGUCGGGCCCCAAAUCUGCCAGACGCCAGCGACGCCAGUCUGAGGAUUUUAGUCUGCCAGAACGCAGACCAUCUCCCAUUCAUCAGCUGGACCCUAUGACAACGGACAAACCUCUUCCUGCCCCUCCCCCAAAGUCAAACCGCACCUCUCUCCAGACGACAAACACCGAGGCCGUCACCGAGUCGACCCUCAGUCCCUUCGUCUCACCUACAGCCUCCAACUUCCCAGACGAAGGCCUUGCCCCGCGCCCGCCUACCUUUCCCUACGGCGAGUCGCAAUACCCAGAAGACCAGCAGGCUGAGAGGCGCCAGCGACGACGCAGAGAGCGCAACGAGCAGGAGGAGAUUUCUCCCAUCGAGCCCUACGACCUGCCCGCGGGCGCCACGCCUCCAGCAGCUCCCGAUGUGCCCAAGGGCCCUCCCGUGAGCUACAGAAACCCGUACGGCAACGGCGGGCUGCCUUAUACACAUGCCGUCUCAGGAUCUCGCCCUCCGCGACACCCCAGCCCGCUGGUGAGCCCAGACGACGGAGACAUCAUGAAUCCCGAGGGAUACUACAGGGACCCCGCGCCCGAGAGAGAGGCUGCGCCGCCGCAGCAAGUACAGCAGCAACAUCAGCAGCAGAACCCGCCGCUCGAUCGCGCCCAGACGCUCGAUGUAAACGAGAGGCCCCGCGAGUCCAAGGGCUCGUCGAGAAGGAGGUCAGAAGGACAUAGGAAAUCUUCAGGAGGAGGAUCCAGAAAGUUCGCCAACGACCGCUCUCCACUUCAAAGACUCGAGCUGACGCUCGACAGCAUCACCAAAGAGGAGAAGCGAGCUCGUGUCGAGGCUGCGGAGCGCCGCGCGAGAGAGAAGGCUGCGGCAGCUGCAGCGCAGAACCCCGACCUCCUCCAACUUCCUGAAGCGACACACCGCCUUCCGCGAUCGAAGCAACGGCAACAACAGCAACAACCGCCCGUGAUCAAGCAGGAGCCUCAAAGGCCGCUUCCUGAACCUCCCCAGCAACCGACCGCUUCGGUUCCGCAAGUGCGAUUCAGCGACGUUUCGUACGACGAGGAUGACUGGCGGGGCACAGCGCCUGAGCAACAGGCUAAUGUCGCUGCUCCCAGAGGAGCCCCUCCGCAACACCACCCAGAAGACAGACGGCAUGCGCCGGCGCGCGUGUCGCUCGAUGAUGCGCGGCGGCAGCCUCGAUAUGUGUCGGAAGAGGAAGGGUACUAUGGUGGCCAAUAUCAGCAGAGAGCGCCUGCGAUGGCUGCUACAAGACAUGCGCCAGCUCCCUCCGGGGGUGUUCCUCAGAGAAGUGUCAGCUUGCGUGAAGAACCUAGACAGGCGCCACCAGAAAACUCAGGCAUUCCUAAGCGUAACUUGAGCUUCCGUGAGCGCGCUGCAAAGAAUGAUCUGAACCUCCCCAAGGCCGCUGUUGACAAAGAUCUGAGCCCAGAGACAAGCCCUGAGCCGACGCCGCCGGUGAAGGGUUCUCGGAGACCUAGCUGGUCUCUCACUAGGAGUGGGAGCAACAAGCUUAAGAAGCAACCAAAGGGUGACCCGUGGUUCAACAUUCGACAGGAUGCUGAGAAGAAGUAUGAGAACACCGACUUCCGCAACGCGGCUUUGGAUGAGUCGGCGGCUGCGAAGGGUGGCCCUCCCGUCAAGAGGUCCGCGUCGCACGCGGCGCAUGAACAGGCAUUGCCCCCGGACGCCACGCAUGAAGAGGUCAGACGAGCCGGGAUUCCCAGUAAGGCUGCGAGGUUAAUUGGCAUUGAAUCUGGAGGAGUCCAACGACGUGCUACGGCACCUAUCAGUCGCCGUGAUUAUGAGCACGACGACGAGGCUUACUUUGAGCCCGUCGCAUCAGGCGGCCGUGGCGAUGAAGCUCAGCACGCGUCUCACAAAGCGGCGACUGAGCGCGGCAGACAGUAUGAGCGGGACUACUAUUCUGACGACGAGGAGUACGAUGAGCGCGGUCACCGCAUCACCAACAAGCUGUAUCACGGCCGCGAUAGCUUCCGCCCUGGCGAGGGUACGUACAAGCCGCCCAAGUACCUCGACGAGUGGAAAAAGGCAACAGUUGGCAGUUUGUCUGGCUCCCUUCUGGAUCUCAGCGACGAUCAACUUCCCACGCUCGAUAAGAACACGCCAUGGUGGGAGGGAAGUGGAAAGCGCAGAGGAAGCGCCUCUCGGCCGCGCAAGGCGGAAGCAUUUGAUGGCGAGUACGAUGAGACUAAUGCUCCCACGAGGUUCAAACCACCACUGUAUCUCAAGUGUGGCCCUCUGUUGAGGUACUGCGGACUGAAGCACGAGAAGAUCCCUCCCCGCGCCAGGAACGCUGCAGCCACCGAACGCACCAUGUGGCGUGGCUCAGUGAUGAUCGUGACGCAGGACAGCGAUUCUUCGUACGAGAUUGCGCCGACCUUGCGGCUGUUUGUGCAGCCCCUUGAGCUGCUUCCACCGCCACCGCAGAUCAUCCCUGGAGAGCAGGACCUGCCUCCGGAGUACGUGGACCCAAUUGCAGGCAUGCCGAAGUUGGGGAGACGGGGCGAAACUCUCUACGUCCGACCCGUAGACCACCUCGAGGAGGCCAAGGACUUGUCGAGAGACGAGACAGACAACGGGCUGUUUGAGAAAACAAAGAGUCCCCCGGAUGUCCCCCCGGCGGAUGGGUCUCUGGACUACCCGGGAUCUUUCUCAAGCCGCCGCAAGCGUGUCAAGCUUGAUGGAGAAAAGGUCUCCAAGUACAAGGACGUCCGCGGGUUCCGACUGCACUCAGAGCGUGGCUGCACCUUCUGGCGAUUCAAUAUCGAGAUUGAACUCCGCGAGAAGCAGCAACGGAUCGCUUACCGUAUUAACCGUGGCCCUUCAACGGGAUUCUGGGUCCCCGCAGCUGGGGAGUCCAUGAACAUCAUGUUCCACAGCUGCAACGGCUUCAGCAUGAGCGUGAACCCCGACGACUUUAGCGGACCUGACCCAAUGUGGCGCGAUGUUUUGAACACUCACCAGUCGCAACCAUUCCAUGUCAUGCUUGGUGGUGGUGAUCAGAUCUACAACGACUGCUUGAUGGACCAGAGUAAGCAAUUCCGCGAGUGGUUGAUGAUCAAGAAUCCGCUGCAUAAGCACAAUGCGCCAUUCACCCCCACGAUGCAGGACGAAUUGGAGAGGGCCUAUCUCGAAAGGUACUGCAUGUGGUUUUCCCAAGGGCUCUUUGGUCUGGCCAACUCGCAGAUUCCCAUGGUCAACAUGUGGGAUGAUCACGACAUUUCCGACGGGUUCGGCUCGUACGGUCACCACGAUAUGAGUUCGCCAGUAUUUUCUGGUCUCGGCAACGUUGCUUUCAAGUACUAUAUGCUCUUCCAGCACCAAAGCGUCCCUGUCGAGACAGAGACUUCAGAGCCUAGCUGGAUUCUUGGCACUCAACCCGGUCCCUACAUCAAUGAGCAGAGUCGCAGCUUGUUCGUCGAGUUGGGCUCCAAGGUUGCGCUGUUGGCUGUGGAUGCCAGAACUGAGCGGACGGAAGGUGAUGUCGUUAGCGAGGACACCUGGCAGCACAUGAUGGACCGCUGCUACGACGAGCUCAGGAAUGGCAGAACUCAGCAUCUGCUAGUUUUGCUGGGCGUGCCGAUUGCAUACCCCAGACUGGUCUGGUUGGAGAACAUUCUCACCUCAAGAGCCAUGGAUCCUGUCAAGGCUCUCGGCAAGCUGGGAAUGCUUGGCAACACUUUGAACCACAUUGACGGUGGUGUUGAGGUCUUGGAUGACCUGAACGACCACUGGACUGCCAAGAACCACAAGAAGGAGCGAGAGAUUGUAAUCCAGGACAUGCAAGACUUAGCAGCGGACAAGUCAGUCAGAGUCACCUUCCUCAGUGGUGACGUUCACCUUGCGGCUGUUGGCCAGUUCUACGCCAACCCCAAGCUCAACCUGCCCAAGCACAAGGACUUCCGCUACAUGCCCAACGUCAUUUCAUCAGCCAUCGUCAACACCCCUCCCCCUGAUCUGAUGGCGGACAUCCUGAACAAGCGCAACAAGGUUCACCACUUUGACGACUCGACUGAUGAGAACAUGAUCCCGCUCUUCGGCCACGGAGUCGACGGCAAGCCCCGAAACAACAAGCACUUGCUGCCGCACCGCAACUGGUGUUCCAUUCGUGAAUGGGCUCCCGGCACCACGCCGCCCCCCACGCCUCCCUUGUCGGCCUACGAUAGAAGCCCUAGCCCGCCUCCGAGCCGUGGCGGUGGUCUUUUGCGCCGCUUCUCCUCGAACAAGGGUCCUGGUUACCGCCCUGACAUUCAGAAGGACUCUCCACAGGACCCCUCUCGGCCUCCCAUCUCCAACAGCGGCAAGACGGGCGGUCUGUUCCGAAGGCUCUCGCGUCGUAACUCGACUGACGGGGGCCGACCGGCUGAACCCGCCAAGCCGAAGCGUUCAAUGUCGUUGACACGCAAUUUCUUCAGUCGCAAGACCAGCAAGAAGUCGCGGCCUGAUGACGGCGGCAUCAACGGCAAUUGGGGAGAGGAAGACGACGACAGAGGUUCCAUUAGCACGGCCGAAGACGGCCAUUACGGUUACGACACCUACGAUGACAGACCGGCGGUGCAGCCCCGUGUAAGAGGAAUGGGACUUCGCGGAGGUGGCGGCCACGAUGAAUACAACUCUGGCGAUGAUUCGUACUUCACGGCUCGCCCAGCCGCGCGCAUGAGGGGCGCGCCUAUUCCGCAGGGCCCGCAACACAAUGAAUUCCAACCUGGCGACGAGUCUCAAUUUAGCGCUCGUCCACCGACUCGCGCUCGCACUAUGAGUACUGAGCGUUCGGCCGCCAUGCCGCCACCCAGGCCAUUCCAUCGUACCCCCACCGGCUUGUCGGUCAAGCAGCAGAAGAACGCCGAUAAGUUCUCCGUGGAUCUCGAGGGUGGUUUGGACAUUUGUCUGAAUGUCGAGGUUAAUCCUAAGGACCCCACCGGCAUCACGGCGCAGUAUAGACUGCUCGUUCCGCGUCUGUUCUGGGAUGACGCGAACGAGGCCGGAGCUCUGCAACAGCCUGCCCCAGCCGGCUUCAAGCGCUUCUUUAGCUUGAAGAAGAAGGACACGGGCCGCCGUCCGUCUCAGGAUGUGGGAAGUGAGGAGCAAUUCGACCGAACUCCUUCCGGCCGGCCGCAGACUGGAAUGCCUCCCACCGGACGGGAAGCGUAUGAUGUGCCAAGGACGGCCGCGAGAUACGAGUCACCCGGGGGCUACGACUCGUCUCGAACAUAUGACUCUUCUCAGCGGUAUGAUUCGCCUGCGAGGUAUGAGCAGCCGCAAGCUGCAGGCGGAAGGAGGUGA
This is a messenger RNA of Colletotrichum chrysophilum, 5346 nucleotides long. RefSeq lists its product as uncharacterized. NCBI's taxonomy places the organism in Eukaryota, Fungi, Ascomycota, Sordariomycetes, Glomerellales, Glomerellaceae. Bases 1 to 5346 code for a protein of 1781 amino acids. The record is from RefSeq and is a predicted model, not a curated record. Gene Ontology annotation, cellular component: membrane. The transcript is spliced from 3 exons.